Austrofundulus limnaeus is the source of this 1526-nucleotide messenger RNA. It is a transcript of the gene chmp4ba, whose product is annotated as charged multivesicular body protein 4Ba. The transcript is spliced from 5 exons. The record is from RefSeq and is a predicted model, not a curated record. Gene Ontology annotation, cellular component: ESCRT III complex; cytoplasmic side of plasma membrane; multivesicular body. Lineage: Eukaryota; Metazoa; Chordata; Actinopteri; Cyprinodontiformes; Rivulidae. The coding region runs from base 187 to 852 and encodes 221 amino acids. Gene Ontology annotation, biological process: late endosome to vacuole transport via multivesicular body sorting pathway; vesicle budding from membrane.
GACAUCACGAGGCCUCUGCGGAAAAGGCGGAAGAAGAGAGAAAAACAACAGCAGCAGCAGCGGCGGCGAUAGUUACCAAGAAAAUACCCCCGAGUCGUCCAUCAGCGACUUGUUGACUUUCACCAAGUGCCGCCGGGUCGUGUCCGAGAGGAAGAACAUCCCCUGCUGUUUACAUUUAUUGACAAGAUGUCGCUGUUUGCGAAAAUGUUCGGCAGCAACAAGAGUGGGAAGGCGCCCACAGCCCAGGAGGCGAUCCACAAACUCAGGGAAACCGAGGAGAUGUUGGCCAAGAAACAGGAGUUUCUGGAGAAGAAGAUCGAACAGGAGCUGUUAACGGCGAAAAAGAACGGCACGAAAAACAAACGAGCGGCUCUGCAGGCCCUGAAGAGGAAAAAGCGUUACGAGAAGCAGCUGACUCAGAUUGACGGCACGCUGUCCACCAUCGAGUUCCAGAGGGAGGCUCUGGAGAACGCCAACACCAACACAGAAGUGCUGAAAAACAUGGGCUUCGCCGCUAAAGCAAUGAAAGCAGCACAUGAAAACAUGGACAUAGACAAAGUAGACGAUCUGAUGGCCGAUAUCACAGAACAGCAGGAACUCGCCCAAGAAAUUUCAGACGUCAUAUCCAGACCCGUAGGCUUUGGAGAAGAGUACGACGAGGAUGAUCUCAUGGCAGAGCUGGAGGAGCUGGAACAGGAAGAGUUGGACAAAAACCUUUUGGAAAUCAAGGGAACGGAAGAUGUCCCUCUGCCAAGUGUACCAUCAACAUCGCUCCCAUCAAAACCAGCCAAGAAGAAGGUGGAGGAGGACGAAGACGACAUGGCAGACCUCGAAGCCUGGGCAGCUAACUAAGCUAGCUUGCCCCUGCUAGCCAGCUGUCUUGCCCCUUCCUGUCUGUCUUUCUGCCACCAUGCUGGUUCCAGCAGGGACUCUGAUAUGGCUGCUGGCAUGCUGCUCUGUCUGAAAACCUCCACCCUUACAUCCAACCAUACGCCAAACCUCUAGUAAGCACACGUUUGCAGACUCAGAUGAUGCAAACCCAGGCUUUUCUCCUCUGCUGAACGGCGCAGAAUGAAACUUUUUGCCUCCGCUGGGCACUCUUCUUUUUACUUAAAGGCGAAGAGCGAGAAAGUUUCUCUCCAAACAGCCUGUGGUUCUCAUCUGUGUCAAAGAAAGAGAGCAAGAAUUAGCACUUAGGUGCAUACUGCCAGGAGAGGGUGUGUGGAAGGACAGGAUGGGACUUGUCUCUGGGAGAAUGUGAAGAAUCAACAGAUAUGUGCAGAAGAAAGACAACAUGACAGCCAUUUUUAUGCUUCCUGUGUUUAUAUACAUAUAUAUGUUCUUUAAAAAUGACAAAAACCUGCUAAACCUCAUAAGCAGCAAAAAAUAAAUAUAAAUAAAUAAAUGUAAGACUUACUGGAAUGUCACUGUCAAAUUACAAAACAAGGACUUGGUACUGUUGCUACUCUUUGCAUUGAUAAAAUAAUAAAAAUUAUAAUAAUAAAGAAGACUUUUUUUUAGGGAAA